AUUAACAAGGACACACUCCUCGGAAUAACCAACAAAUUACCUUAUUGUCCCAACAAACCAUUCAAAAAUCUCUAAUAUGCCAAAAUAUUUCUCACUUUUUUAAUAACCACUUUUACAAGUGACUAAUCUUCAUUAGAAAAUUUCAUGUACACACAGUGAAGGGUUUACCCUCACAUAUGACAAAAAACACAAAACACACUUAAAAAAAGUAAAGUAGUAAUAAUCAGUUUCUAAAUGGUGUUAUCUCAGAUGGGUGCUCUUCACUCCACACUUGUCUACUUGAUUUUCUUACAUUCAUUCAACACUGUUGCUUACAAGGAUCAAGAAUGGAGCAAAGCCACUGCAACUUACGCCAAAGACACAGAGGGAUCCCUCAUUACAGAAGGAGCUUGUGGUUACGGAGAUCUUCACAAAGCUAGCUACGGAAAGCACAGUGUUGGAUUAAGCACAAUUUUGUUCAACAGAGGGACUACGUGUGGGGCUUGCUACGAGAUCAGAUGUGUUGACCAUAUCUUGUGGUGUGUGCUUGGAAGCCCUUCUGUAAUUGUUACCGCCACUGAUUUCUGUCCUCCUAAUUACGGUCUCUCAGUUGAUUAUGGUGGCUGGUGUAACUUUCCAAGACAACAUUUUGAGUUGUCACAACCUGCAUUUUCUGAAAUUGCCAAAACAAAAGCCGAUAUUAUUCCGGUUCAGUAUAGAAGAGUGAAGUGUGAAAGAAGUGGUGGGAUGAAGUUUACAAUGAGUGGAAGUUCUCAUUUCUAUCAAGUUCUAAUUACUAAUGUGGGGCAAGAAGGUGAAGUGUUUGCUGUGAAAGUGAAGGGAUCUAGAACAGGAUGGAUACCAAUGGCAAGGAAUUGGGGAAUGAAUUGGCACUGCAAUGUCAACCUUCAACAUCAGCCUUUGUCCUUUAAGGUAACCAGCAGCACUGGAAAAACACUCGCAUCUUACAAUGUAGCACCAUCAAACUGGCAAUUUGGACAGACAUUUCAAGGAAAACAAUUUUAAGGAAAACUAUGUAUCAUUCAUGGAAUCAUGGUACACUAAGAUCUGUAUAUUUGUUCUUCAUGAAUCAUGAUCAAAUUGUUCCACUGUGAGUGAAAAUAUGAUUGAACAACAUUUUGUAAUAUAAAAUCUUAGGCUAAAUUAUUUUUUGAUA
This is a messenger RNA of Lathyrus oleraceus (garden pea), 1156 nucleotides long. RefSeq names its product expansin-A20. Gene Ontology annotation, biological process: plant-type cell wall organization. The record is from RefSeq and is a predicted model, not a curated record. Gene Ontology annotation, cellular component: extracellular region. The coding region runs from base 235 to 1005 and encodes 256 amino acids. NCBI's taxonomy places the organism in Eukaryota, Viridiplantae, Streptophyta, Magnoliopsida, Fabales, Fabaceae. The transcript has 3 exons.